Molecule: messenger RNA, 2658 nt
Organism: Dacryopinax primogenitus
Lineage: Eukaryota; Fungi; Basidiomycota; Dacrymycetes; Dacrymycetales; Dacrymycetaceae
Exons: 2
Coding region: 1-2658 (885 amino acids)
Source: RefSeq, a predicted model, not a curated record
AUGUCUCUCCACGCCACGGAGGUUGCCGACCAUCUGGGGAAUAAUCUGAUAAGAUACAGGGUGCGGCCUUCUUGGCGGUCCGUUCUCUUCGGAAAUUCCGUAAUUACCGUUCGGACAAAGAAGAAACGCCGCGGUUGGCGCCUCGGACAGGCGCUCCUUUCUCUUGUUCUGCUCGUGUCUAUAUGUGCACUUUAUCUCCUCUUCGUCCAUGACCGCCGACAAGUUUUCACGACUCGCGCGUCCUCCACAGCUCGGCGUCAUCGUCUGAGAGAGCCGAACCAGCCGCAGGAUCCUCCCCCUAUCCUCGAGCCGCUACCCAUCUUACCCAUCAGGGGAGAUCCCUUCGAUGCCGAGGACUUCGAGAUCGUGCCUAGGGAGAAUGUGACAAUCGUUUUACCUGUCGACACCGGAUCAUACGCACAUCUUCCGAGCUUGCUCGCUCCCUUUUUUAUCGCGGCCAACCGUCCCGGCGAGUUAAUCGUCGCUGCGCCCCCAUCGCUGCUGGAUGAUGUUCUUGUGGUAGUCAAAGCAACUCUUCUCACCCUCCGUGAUGCGAACGUUCCUUUGCGGGUGCUGGCGUGGCAGGACGAUUUGAGCGCACGUGUCGGCUGGCUACAUGUUGCAGCGAAAAGCACCAAAGAUUACGUCGUUAUACUCGACGAGAAAGGAUCGCACGAUAUCAGUCCGGAAAUCUUAGCCAGUCUUCUCUCUCCCAAGGCACUUCCAUAUCCAGUUGGACCGCGGGGAGCCUCGUUCUCCCCUACGAAUAUCUCCUGCACAGAACAUACAUACGACACCUAUGCACCCGUCGCCUUUCUCGUACCACCUCUGGUCGUUCCAACCAGUCUGCUUCAGGAGCUGGAGGGAGCGAUCCGCAUGAAUGAUUUUCGGGUUUGGUUUUCCCUGGGAGAACGAACGGCCCGACUCACGGGACAAGCGUUCGGAGGAUUGGCGCAUACACCCUUCAGCACACUAGCUUCUCCCACCAGUCACGCUCCUGAAUGGUGUUCCCGUGCUAAAGAGCAGGUUCUUGAGCCUGGGACUAAUAAUAACCUCAAUCCGAGACAGAUCGUGUUUGACCGAUAUCGUGCAUUCCAAAUGAAGCAGGAAGGUCAUAAGCCGGAUCUCCCUAUCGGAAUCAUCCUGGCUAAUGUGGAGGAGUUGACUGCUUUUGCCUUUACGAUAUGUCGCAUGGCCAGUCGGGGCCGAGCGAUUCGCAUAUAUCUGUAUGAUGAGCCCUCCUACCCUCAUGGCGCUAGAGCGGCUUCCCUUGGCGGCUGUCACCUGCAUUAUGAUGUCCGUGAGAAAGAAACAGCCACCAUUGAUCAGCUACAGUCUUGGUUGUCACGCAAUUGUAUUUCACCCAGCGUCGUUCUGCAUACCAUACGACAUGCCGACGAGACACUUCUUCUCGGUCUUGUGCGCAUAUACACGACUAGCUCGGCGUCGACCAUUAUCUGGCUGCCCUUCCAAGACUUGCCCGUCUCCGGAUGGAUAGCAGAGCUGAGUACUGAGGAACUACAAAGUUGGAAUAUACCCCAUAUUGAGCUCUCGGUGAUAACAAACAAUCGACCGGCAUCACUCCGGCGGCUUCUUUCUUCUCUCCAAAAGGCAUCCUACUAUGGAGAUCAACCCAUAUUAUCCAUCAAUCUUGAAGAAACCGCCGAUGCGGAAACUCUGCGCGAAGCUCAGAACAUAAAAUGGCCAGGAGCGGGCGCUCAAUUGCGUCAUCGCGUCGUUCGCGGUGGUCUUCUUCCUGCAGUGGUCGAAGCCUGGUAUCCAUUCACCAACGACACGUAUGGCGUCUUACUCGAGGAUGACGUGGAAGUAUCUCCCAUGUUCUACGCGUGGCUCAAAUUCACCAUCUUGCGAUAUCGAUACGGACCGGACCGCGCGGAGUCUAGUCGCCUCUUUGGCGUCAGUUUGUAUCAGGCGAAGCACAUUGAGCUCAAGCCCGAAGGACGACACCCAUUCAAUGCCCAGAUCCUCUUCACAAACUCGUCCAUGAGAUACCCACACAGUCCAUAUUUGUCUCAGGUUCCAUGCAGCUGGGGUGCGGUGUUUUUUCCUGAGCACUGGCGUGAAUUCCACCAAUACCUUUCCUUGCGUCUGUCGCCGCGCGGACAAGACUUGGGCAUCGACAUCGUGCCGAACAUUCGGUCCAACAAGUGGGCAAACUCAUGGAAGAGGUACUUCAUCGAAAUGACCUACCUCAGAGGUUAUGUGAUGCUGUACCCGAACUAUGAUCAUUUCGUCUCCUUGUCGACGAACCAUCUGGAACCUGGAGAGCAUGCGCGCUACGUACCUGAGCGCAUUCUAACCAAGAAGAAAGCCCAGUUUCAGGUUCCACUUAUGGGUCACACCGAAAGUGACUAUGGGGUUCACUUGUUGGAUCUGCCGCAAGGAACGUUGCCCUCUUGGCACGAUCUCCCGGUUCUUGACCUCUGGGGUAACAUCGCCUCACUGGACUUGUUGACAUGGCGUGGGGCAUAUCGACAUGAAGAGGUCACUGAAUGCAGCAGACUUCUGUCUUUGGACGAGCCAUCGACAUACAACGCUGAUGAACUGCUUUGUUUGCACGAUGACGAUCAUGAUGAUGAAGAGGAAGAGGAAGCGGAGAUUGAGGAGGAGGAUAUGCUUGGCCUCGAUGCUGAAUAA